AAAGGACAAACACAAUCGGGUGACGAAAGUAGUCGUUUAUGUUAACUGGCAAGAAUACGAACAUUAUUUUUGGGCUUCAAAAAUUCAUAGCAAGAAGAGAGAGAUAGAGAGUUGAAGUUUAUUCUUUGAGGAUUGUGUCAUCGCGGCACCACCAUGGGGCUCAGCAAAAGUGGAACCCGCGCUUGGAUUGUUGUUGUCUGUGUCGUCUAUGUUUUGUCGUAUGCGACCGGGCAGAACUUGAAGAUUCAGCCCGUUGUUGAUGAACCACUCAUUAUGCCUGCGCCUAUGCCUCCUGCUCCCGCUCCACCUGUCGACAUCGACAACGAGGAAGCUGAGGAGAAAAUUGCGUUGGAGAAACAGGCAGAAAUAAGAAACCGAGCUUUUGGAGCAGGUUAUUUGGCCAUUGCUCCCAAAGUCAUGUGUGCCGGCGGUCACGAGAAAGUCUUCCUCACCUUUACCAACUUCACACAGCCAGUUGACGUCCAAUUUGCUGUUUUGGACAAGAAUGAUGAAUCUGUUGGCACUUCUAAACUUGAGACUUUCAGUACUCCAUGUGGCUGCUUGGAUGUUCAUCUUAAUCCCAGUGAUUCACCCCGGAAGACUGUCACCCUGGUCAUGUAUGCCAAGAGAACCCUCAUGCAAUGCGAGGAGUUUGAAAUCGUCAAGAAGAUCAAGGUAUACCUAGAUGCUUGCUACACUGAGACCUUUAUCGAGACAGACAAGCCGAUGUACAAGGCAGGCCAAAAUGUACAUUUCCGAGUUCUGACCUUGCAUCCUGACCUUCGACCCGACAUAAGUGAGGUGGAUAAGAUUUGGAUUGAGGCACCAGGAGGCGUUCAUAUGGCCCAGUGGUUAGGUGUCGAAACAAACCAGGGACUGAUCGAUGAGACGAUGAAACUAUCAACCAAUCCCACUCAAGGAGAGUGGACGAUUAAAGUUCUUCAUCAUAACAGAGAUUUCAGUCAGAAAUUUACGGUCGGGGAGUAUGUUUUACCCAAGUAUGAAGUGAUGGUACAAGGACCUGACUACGUUGUGGUGGAUGUUGAGCAGAUUAGUGUAGUAGUCUGCGGAAGGUAUACCCAUGGCCAGCCGGUGGUUGGUUCCAUUAUUUUGAAAGUUGGCGUACUUAACUACCCAGACAAGAGUGUGGAAACAUCAGCUGAGGCCAAAGCCGGAUGUUUCACGUUUGAGGUAGACAUGACUAAACUGGACUUGAUGUCAAGUAGUUAUAAUGUCUGGAACGCUAAACUACAUCUAGAAGCAACGUUUGAGGAGGCUUCAACAAAUCAUAUAAUGUUGAAAACGAGUGACUCAACUAAGAUUGUUAAUAAGCCUUUUCAUCUGGAGUUCUCUGCACCUUCAACGUUCAAGCCAGGACUUUCAUACUCUGGAGCGCUUUUGUUCACCGACCCUAGUGAUAAACCUCUCGCUGAUACUAAAUCAGAAAUCAAUAUAGAAGCAGACGGUGUGAGUAUCUUUAAGGAGACGGUCAUCAGUGAUGCCAAAGGAAUGGCUUUCUUCUCAGUCACGACAAUUCCUAGCGGUUCAAAGAGCGUCAAUCUUAAGGCUGUUUCAAAAGGCUAUUUCCGCCAGUCAACAUGGCAUCCAAAGAAUGGUGGAACUCACGGCAUUCAAGACCCCACUGCCUACGAUGUUGCACAGCCGCAAAUCUCACCGUCCAACAGCUUCCUUCACAUUGAUCCCGUUCUGGAGACGGCUGGUGUCAACAGUUUCCAGUCUCUCACCAUUCAUCUGACUAGUGAUAAACCAGAAUAUAAUGGAGUCUACUUGCACACUGUGAUGAUGUCUCGUGGAAAUAUUCUGCUUUCUGUUGAGUCCAUUAUUCCACCAGAGGACAUUGAUGGCUUCAGACGCCCAGGAACCCAAGGCGUUUACCCCGUAGAUACUGAUGAAUAUGGCAGGAAAGAGUAUCCUACUCGGACCAACAUGGAAGUAACAGACAUCCCAGUCAACAUUCUGAACAAGGGGCAGUCCAAGACGACGAGACGCAAGAUCCGAAUCUUAUAUGAGAUGGCACCCGCUGUUUCUGUCAUGGUUUAUUAUAUAAGGGACGAUGGAGAGGUCGUAGCGGAUACCAUUACCAUUCCCGUGGAGGAAGUGUUUCAGAAUGAGGUGGAUGUUUCAUUCGAUGAAAAGACAGCAGCACCUGGAGAUAGUGCUGUCUUGUCGGUCCGAGCCAAAGCAUCCUCUUUAUGUGCGUUCGGUGUCGUUGAUAAGAGUGUCCAUCUUUUGGGCGGUGACAACCGACUUACAAAAAAAAAGGUGUUUGAGGCACUUGAGGGGCUACAACUCUCAUCGGAGGGUGGCUCUGCGGAACCUUCAAGAUGUAGCAGCGGAGGGGGAAUGUUUAGAGGUUAUAUGCCACCCCAAAAUCUCAACGACGCCUCUCAGGCUUUUAAAGAUUUAGGUGUUGUGUAUCUGACCAACCUCAAAGUAGACACUGCACCCUGUCCUGAGGUUAACCCGUACAUGUAUUUUAGAGGGGAAGUUCAAAAUGAUGGUGGUGACAUGAUGAUGGCGAUGCCAAUGAUGAUGAUGGCGGUGAUGGAGGACUCUGCAAUAGAAGGGGCUGUUAUGAAAGGAGCUGAAAGUGAUGCUGCUGGGCCGACUAUCAGAUCCUACUUUCCAGAGACUUGGUUGUAUCAACUUGUUGAAAUUGACGAUAGCGGCCACAAGGACAUCAAUGUACAUGUUCCACACACCAUCACGAAGUGGAUUGGCCAUGGAUUCUGUACCUCCACCAAGUACGGGGCUGGAGUGUCUGAUUUGACCAGCAUCACAGCCUUCCAAGCGUUCUUCAUUGAUAUGAGAUUACCUUACUCCGUUAUUCGCUAUGAGCUUGUGCCAGUCACUGUUGUAGUAUUCAACUACAUAACCGAAUGUCUAAUGGUUGAGCUAACUUUAGAAGCGUCAAGUAGCUACGAGAUUGACGAUCAGAAUCGAGUAGAGAAGCUUUGUGUAUGUGCUGGCGAGUCUCAAUCGGUAUCAUUCUACGUCAAGGCUAUCGAACUUGGAGAUAUUCCCAUUCAAGUGGCAGCUGUUUCCGUAGAGGCAUCUGGUGCUUGUAUAGGACGAGAAAUGGAUGACUCUCUGCUUGGAGUUUCUGAUACAGUCUUAAAGAAGUUACUAGUCAAGCCUGAGGGUAUAGAAACUGAACAAGUUUUCAGCACAUUCUUCUGUCCUGUCGACUACGAGAACGGCGUCUAUAUUGAGGAUAUUAUUCUGAAAGAUCUACCUGAGAACUUUGUGUCUGGCUCUGAAAGAGGAAUCAUCACUCUCACAGGUGAUAUGAUGGGUCCUUCAAUCAGCAACCUGGAUCAGCUUCUGCGUAUGCCAACUGGAUGCGGUGAACAAAAUAUGAUCGGUUUCGUUCCCAACAUCUUUGUCUUGCACUAUCUUACAGGGAUCAACAAGCUCACACCAGGCGUAGAAGCUAAAGCAAAGCAACACAUGGAGAUUGGCUACCAGCGAGAGUUAACGUACCAACACACCGAUGGUUCCUACUCAGCUUUUGGAAUGAGUGACCCGUCCGGAAGUACGUGGCUGACGGCGUUUGUCGUACGGUCAUUUGCGCAGGCGUCCAAGUAUAUCUUUAUUGAUCCCGAGGAGUUGGCAAAGAGUAAAGUUUGGUUGUUGAGUCUUCAACAGAAGGAUGGAUGUUUUAAAUCUGUGGGCAAGGUCAUCCAUAAGGAUAUGAUGGGGAAUGUUAACGACCAAGCAACACUCACUGCUUAUGUUAUGAUAUCACUCAUUGAAGCAGGAGACGCAAGUGAGGCUGAACAUAUCCAAAAAGGUGUGCAGUGUCUGAACAAGGAAGUGGACAUCCAAACGGCAGACAUGUACACAUUGGCUUUAUCAUCGUAUGCUUACAUCUUGGCUGGGAGUCCUCACACAGAUACUCUAUUGGAAAGACUGAAUGAGCUUGCAGUGGAAUCUGAAGGCUUGAUGCAUUGGGAAGGAGCGGAGGUUCUCAACACAGACAAACGAUCCCCAUAUCUCCAUCGUCAAGCGUCGUCCCAGAACAUUGAGAUUACAUCUUACGUGCUUCUCACCUACGUCAGGUCUUAUGACAAAUCGCAAGCUCUAGUCAAGGGCAACCCCGUGGCUCGCUGGAUUGUCGGGCAACGUAAUGCUGAGGGAGGGUUCUCUUCCACUCAGGACACAGUGAUGGCCUUACAAGCUUUGGCUGACUACAGCAUGAUGGCGUACUCAGGUGGUAACCUAGACAUAUCAUUAGGGAUUAAGUUCUCUUGCGAUGAUGACAUAAGAAAACUUCACGUCACCGAAGAAAACAGUCUUCUUCUACAGAUUGAGCAGAUACCGGAGGUUCCAGUAGAAAUCAAGAUGACUGCUACAGGUUCCGGCUGUGCCUUGACUCAGGUGAUAGUGACGUAUAACAUCAUACCUGAGGUGUCAGCUGAACCGCCAUUUACCAUCGAUAUCUCUUCAGUCGAUAAUCGUAAUCCUAGACAGUUUCCAUGUAUUUCAUACAGCAUGACCAUCUGUGCACAAUACAAUGGUGAAGAUGAAUUUUCCAAUAUGGCAGUCAUACAAGUGCGCAUGGUGUCUGGGUUUGAACCGGAAUCAAACAGUCUGCAAGCACUGGAACAAGAGGAAGGAGGUCCGAAGAUGGUCGAACACGAAGGAAAGGAAGUUAACUUCUACUAUGAUCAGCUUGAGAAAGAGGACACCUGUGUCAGUUUCAUGGUGACUCGAGAAAAAUUUGUCAAGGAGCCAAGGAAGGGUAUCGUAACUGUCUUCGACUACUAUGAAAAGAGUCUUUCCGUGUCUGAACUGUACGACCUCGAGUGUAAACGAUAGGGCGGAUUCAUUGAAAAAGUGCUGGAUGGGAAAACCAGUGCCUAAUCGGUUCCCUUCAGCGCUGAGCAUGAGCAUGCUCCACAUUUGAGCCCAAUUUCAUAGAGAUGCUUAAGCACAAAAAGAAGCUAAGCACGAACAAAACUAUGCUUAUAAGAUUACCAGUCAAACUAUCACGUCACAUGUACAAACUUUGACUGGUACUUUGCUCAUUUCUGCUUUGCAAAAAAUGUUCAAGCUUUUUUAUGAUAAUAAGCAGUUUUAUGAAGUUUGGCCCUGUUGUUAAUUAAGCUCAUAAUCUGUAACUGAUUUGCAUAGAAUUAAAAUUAUUUAAAGUGUAGAUUUUGCCCCUGCAUUUAAUUAUAGAAUACCGAUCCUUCGUUCAACGGAACAAAAUUCCUGGUUCCAGUACUGCACAGUCCCGUCUAAAUUAUUCAACAUUUAACAAACAAAUAUUCCUUGGUAAUAUUAAUAAAGAAAUAAUAAACAAGAACCUACCUUGGUAAUAUUAAUAAAGAAAUAAUAAAUAAGAACCUAUUAUUGUUGUUGUUAUUAUUGUCAUUAAUAAUGUUUGAACGCAAGUAUAAUUAAAGUUAUAGUUUAAGCAAAUUUGAUUAAGGGGAGUAAAGGUAUACUGGUACAAUUUAAUUCCGCAAAUCCUUAUCCUUAAGACUUAUUCCUUUAUAAUUCUAAAACUUACAAAAGAAUUCACGCCCUAAUCUUAACUUGAUUGUAGUAAGUGGUAAAUGUGAGGAGUAUGUAGUUAAUAUUAUUCAGUUAACAAAUUCCUGGUGGAUUCUGAAAUAAAUUAAUAUUUAGUUAAAGUGCAAACCAUUUGACCAUUACAAUUCAAAUUUUGGUGUUAAUCACAUUUGUUAGUAAUCGACAUAUCUUAAAAAAAUGAGUAAUGACAUAUCUUAGACAUACGUUAAAUACAAGGGGCCAUACAGACUUAUUAAUGUUAAUAAAACUCAGAAUAAAACUCAGAAUGAUGGUUCAAAAGAAGUAACUAAAAAACGAAUUUGAGGGAAAAAAUUCAACAACUUGAUACAUUGAUUUUGUCAUACAACUGCGACAAAGGAAAGUUGUUAUCAGCUCAAGUUGUCCAUGAUAACUCAAAAGUCCAAUACACAAUUAGUGCAAUGCCUUAAAAUAAUUUUUUUUUAAAAGUAUUGUCAGCUAUAUUGUUCGAAUAAACUAUUCUUGGUAUAUGGGUAA
Molecule: messenger RNA, 6057 nt
Organism: Asterias rubens (European starfish)
Lineage: Eukaryota; Metazoa; Echinodermata; Asteroidea; Forcipulatida; Asteriidae
Product: pregnancy zone protein-like
Exons: 32
Coding region: 154-4842 (1562 amino acids)
Cellular component (GO): extracellular region
Molecular function (GO): endopeptidase inhibitor activity
Source: RefSeq, a predicted model, not a curated record